AUGAGACGUGGUCGAGCGGUAGCCGGUUCUCGUCGUGGUCCGGGACGACCACGAAAACAACCCAUUGAGGCUGAGGAACCAGAACCAGUGACUCAGGAGGCAGAUUCUUCUAGGGAUCCAACUGAUGUUGAGACGGUUAGUCGGGGACAGACCCAUCAGACUCCUAGAGAUCAGGGACGUCAGCCUCAGGAGAUCCCUUCAGUCAUACCAUCUGGUAGAAAUCGGGAAUUUCAACUUCAGGGGAUUCCCUCAGGGAUACCAUCAGCAUUUCCUACUCCUGCUACUACUGACUGGAUGAGGGAUAGAGCGCGUAUACCACUGUUGGCAAGGUCCGUCAAGGACAGGGUUACUCUAUACCAGGGCGGAGCAGACCCCUGGGCUGCUCGUAGCUGGUUGAAGAAUUUGGAAAGCACUUUCGGAUACAUGAGUUGUUCAGAUGAAGAGAAAGUGGAAUUGGCUGCGUAUCAUCUCCGGGAUCAGGCAGUCAGAUGGUGGGAGAUGCAGAAGACAAUCUUUGGGGAACAAUGCAUCACAUGGGUGAUGUUCCGGGAUGCUUUUGAGCGCCAGUAUUUUCCAGCCACAUUCUGUUUAGCUCGACGCCAGGAAUUUCUGAAUCUCAAGCAGGGCGAUCGAUCGGUGAUGGAGUACAACGCUGAAUUCUGUAGAUUGGCUGAGUUUUGCCCUCAUUUGGUGGCACAGGAUUAUGACCGGAUGCAGCAGUUCACCCAGGGUUUAGCAGCAUAUAUUCGGCUCAGGAUGUCAGGAUUUCUAGGUAGCUCCUACCGAGAAGUUUUGGAUCGUGCACUGUUUAUAGAGAUGACUCAGCAGCAGGUAAAUCAAGAGAAAAGUAAGGACAAGCAGCUGUCGCAGAAGAGAGGGAAUAAGGGUAAAGACUUGCAAGUUACUUCCGAAGGAUCUACUCGACCACAGAAAUCAGGGCGAACCACGGACGAGUCUACUAGUUUCCCUAAGAGAGAUCGGAAGAAGGACAGUGGUGGAAUUAGGUGUUUCCAGUGCGGUUCGAAAAGUCACCUCAAACCCGAUUGUCCGUUGGAUCAUUCGAUAUGCUUCUAUUGUAAGCUUCCGGGCCAUGAGAGUCGGGAAUGUUCCUUGAAGGCUCAGUUGGAGACUACUAAAGUUACUGUUCAGGAAGAUUGA
This is a messenger RNA of Zingiber officinale, 1158 nucleotides long. RefSeq lists its product as uncharacterized. The record is from RefSeq and is a predicted model, not a curated record. The coding region runs from base 1 to 1158 and encodes 385 amino acids. NCBI's taxonomy places the organism in Eukaryota, Viridiplantae, Streptophyta, Magnoliopsida, Zingiberales, Zingiberaceae. Gene Ontology annotation, molecular function: nucleic acid binding; zinc ion binding. The transcript has a single exon.